UAAUCGAACUUCAUGUUGUACUACAUAUUUUGCUUGAGUGCAUAGCAAAGUGGGUUGCCAUAAAUUUGUUGGCCAACCAUGAAUUUAACAACACCUGCCUGUCAUAUUUUACUGCUACACGCUUGACUAACUUUCAACUGUUUGAUUCCGGAUUAUAUGUGCCUUUCAGAUUUAUGAGAGUUUCACAUCGGAUUUUAGUUUUCUUUUCCUUUUCCUUUAAUCUCUUGGAAUCAUUAUCUGCAAUGUUAGAAUAAAUGAAGUUCCAAGUGAAAGUUUCCCUUGCCUGUCUCAUAACCUUGAUCGUGAUUCAGCAAAGUGUUUGCGCAGAUGAGGUUUCGAGUACUUCCAACGCAACAGACUGGACAUGUAGAUGCUCAUAUCAAGGAAACCUGAGCUACACCCUAGAACCUUACUGUUCAGCAUCCUGUAAUUGCAGUCAGGAUGCUGGAAGUAAUACUACAUGGACAUGCAUAUGUGCUGCGAAUGGGCUUCCUAAAGUGGCAGCAGACGGUCAUGAUCCUAAUUGUUUUGCAGCCUGCAACUGCACUUAUGGAUAUCUCAAUGCAGCACAGCCUUCAAAAAACCAUCUUCCGAGCAAAGUUGUUGUGAUUAUUCUUUUAGCAUGUGUCAUACUCACAACUCUUGCUUUUAUUUCCUCGGUGGCAUGCUACUUCUGCCGAAGGGCCAAGUGCUCUAUUCAACCGCCAAUAUUUUCGUCAGACACGGAAAAAAGUUGCAAUAGUGCUUCCAACUUAAUUAGCUAUAAGAGCUCAUUGUUUGAGACCAAAAUUAAUAUGGAUUCUCCCAUCAGUAAAGGCACAGGGUGCUUUACCUCUUGCGUAUUUAGGAGCAAACCCCGAGCUACACCUGGAGCAAUUAUUCAAUUUUCAUAUGUUGAACUGGAAAAUGCAACCAAUAAGUUUUCAGACUCCAAUCUAAUAGGACUUGGCGGAAGUAGCUAUGUCUAUCGUGGCCAGCUUAAAGACGGUGAGAUUGUGGCAGUUAAGCGUCUAAAAGCUCUGAAAGGGCCAGAUAUGGACUCUGUCUUUUUAACAGAGAUUGAGAUGUUAGCAAGACUUCAUCAUUUUCAUGUGGUGCCUUUGCUUGGGUACUGCUUUGAAACCCAUGGAAAAAAUGCCGAGAGGCUAUUGGUAUUUGAGUACAUGAAUAACGGUAACCUGAGAGAUUGUUUGGAUGGCGAUAAAGGAAAAAACAUGGAUUGGGUCACUCGAGUUUCGAUUGCCAUUGGAGCUGCAAGGGGUUUGGAAUAUCUCCAUGAAGCAGCUGCUCCAAGAAUUCUGCAUCGAGAUGUCAAAUCCACAAACAUUCUUCUGGAUGAAAAUUGGCAAGCAAAAAUAACUGAUCUUGGUAUGGCGAAAUGCCUGAAAGCCGAUGGUCUCCCUAGUGCAUCUAGUUCUCCAGCUAGAAUGCAGGGGACUUUUGGUUAUUUUGCACCGGAGUAUGCAAUUGUUGGCAGAGCAUCUCUUAAGUCAGAUGUUUUCAGUUUUGGCGUGGUUCUUCUUGAGCUUAUCACUGGUCGGAAGCCCAUCCAUCAAUCAACCAACAAGGGAGAAGAAAGCCUUGUCAUAUGGGCUACGCCUCGUUUGCAGGAUAGUAGGCGCGUAAUCACAGAGUUGGCCAAUCCAGAUUUAGAUGGAAACUUCCCGGAAGAAGAGAUGCAGAUAAUGGCUUACUUGGCAAAAGAAUGCCUACUGUUGGAUCCUGAUGCUAGACCAAACAUGAGUGAGGUUGUUCAAAUCCUUUCGACUAUUUCACCAGAGAGAUCUAAAAGGAAAAACUUUUCUGCAAACCUUUUUGAGCACAUAGGCAUGGAUGGCCAUAAAGAUGCUGAGGAGCCAAGGCAAGCGAAAUCCAAUAAAAGUUCAGUUCGUUGUUCACUGCCACUAGACAUUGACCGUAAUCUCUGUGCUGAAAGAGAUACAGAUUCUGUUUCAGAUAACCAUAUGGAGAGAUUGAUCCUCUUGACUUCAAAUGCUAGGAGUUGUCGUACCAACGAUGAUGAGACGGUGGAUUUAACUGAGCCCAGGUUUGAGUCUUUUCGCGUAACAAGUGAUAAGCCCCCAUGACAGGAGAAACUUGACUUGGGUAAAGCACACGGAAAAGGAUGGAUACCAGAUUUUAAGCUUGGUUCAGAUACUUGUUUGCGGCCGGUUGCUCGAAGGAAUCAUGAGGAAGCAAGCGGGUUUCUGAAGAUUUUUUUUUUUUUUUUUUUUCUAUACUUUUUUCUUUGAAGAAAAUCAUAGGCUGUGUAUGUUGUUUGGUGGUUGUACAGAAGUUAUAGAAAUUCAACUAUGUUAGGAGAUGAAAAGGAUGGUAUGCUGCUUGUAACUCAGUAAAUGCAAAAAGAUAAGCAUAUUGGUUCCCCCCUUUUUUUUA
Pyrus x bretschneideri (Chinese white pear) is the source of this 2397-nucleotide messenger RNA. RefSeq names its product receptor-like serine/threonine-protein kinase NCRK. The record is from RefSeq and is a predicted model, not a curated record. Lineage: Eukaryota; Viridiplantae; Streptophyta; Magnoliopsida; Rosales; Rosaceae. Gene Ontology annotation, biological process: protein phosphorylation. Gene Ontology annotation, molecular function: ATP binding; protein kinase activity.